AGUGAAGUUAGCCAGAGAAUAAGUUCGACAGUUGUUGGAAUAGCUACGGAAUUAGUGAUGACAAGAUUUGUAAAUCAUAGAUUCCAGCGAUCUGUCGUCCUUUUUAAUUUUAUUGUGCAGAUUUAGAUUUCGGCUAUAAGCUAGCCAUUCUUAAUGCACUAUUAUUUCCGCUUAAUGCCUGUAAUUCCCUGUUCAUUGAACUGUGGAUGAAGCCCGACCAACAGGGAAUUAACAUGCAUUGAGAGGAAAUAAUAGUGCAUUAAAAAUGGCUAGCUUAUAACCGAAGUCUAGAACUGCACAAUAAAAUUUAAAAAGGACGACUGAUCGCUGCACUCUAUAAUUUACAAGUCAAUAUAACAGUCGGUGAGUGCAACAGCUUUCUGAAUGGAAGUUGGUGUACGAACUCUUGCCAAAAGCUAUGUUGGGAAGCGGCUGUCAGAUGUCCCCACACCGGCAUUCCUUGUGGAUAAGCAAAUAGUUCUAAACAACUGUCAGAACAUGCUAAAAAAAUGCGCGGAACUCGGUAUUAAGCUCCGACCUCAUGUGAAAACUCAUAAGACGGAGGAAGCAGCACUGCUCCAGACUGGUGGUCAGAAAAAAUGUAUCACUGUCUCAACAUUCAGAGAGGCAGAAUUCUUCGCAGAUUGUGGUUGGGAUGAUAUUCUAUUGGCAUUCCCUCUUGCACCUUUCCACAUUGGUCGUGCCAAGUCACUUGCAGAUCAUAUCUCAACCUUUCACUUGCUGGUCGACAACGUUGAUUCAGCAACAGCAUUGGCCAAAUCACCAAUACCUGCUGGCAAAGCUUCAUGGUCAGUUUUCAUCAAAGUUGAUACAGGAUAUGCAAGAGCUGGUGUUCGGUGGUCUGACACAGAAAUGGCUGUAGCGAUAUGUAAAGCCCUUCAGCCAUCAGUGAAGCUUCAGGGAUUGUAUGCUCACUGUGGAGAUUCAUAUCACACGAGCUCACUAACAGAGGUGUCAGCUGUGCGCAAUCGUACAGCUGAGCGUGUAGUGAAACUUAGUGAGGAGCUUGUGCAGAGGGGUUUUACAUGCCCAAUCAUUUCUAUUGGAUCCACACCAUCAAUGAGUGCCAGUGUAAAUGCUGAAGACCACAAAGUUUUGGAGAAGCUUAACGAGGCACAUGUAGGGAAUUAUGUAUUCUAUGAUCUUCAGCAGGCAUCUCUGUAUUCAUGUUCCUUGGAUGAUGUGGCUUGUAGGGUUAUGACUCGUGUUAUUGGUCAUUACCCACAUCGAAAACAGAUGCUUAUUGAUUGUGGAUUCACUGGGCUAACCAAACAAGGACUGAAUGCUAAUAAAUUUGUUGCAGGAUAUGCGCUAUUUGAGAAUCAUCCAAAUCUAAAAUUAAUUGAAAUGUCACAAGAAGUGGGCAAAGUUGAAGGUGUUGAUGGUAACCUAGAUUUCGAUCGAUACCCAAUUGGAACUGAACUGUUUCUGUACCCUUAUCACGCAUGUGCGACAGCAUCUCAACAUCCUGUUUAUUACAUUCACAAAGAUGGUCUUGUUGAAGAGGAGUGGAAACCUAUUAGAGGAUGGUAGCCCCGAGUAUGACUUUUAGUACUGUUAGUUAAAGAGAUUCUGUAAAGUAUUUUUGGCCUGUUGUUAAUUAUACCCAAUCAAGCAAUGCUCAGAAUGAAAUAUUUGUUAUCUAAUUAGAGCGCAACUCUGAUCAUAUGAACAAGUGCAAAAUUGAAUAGAUUCAAGGAUCCCCACAAAAGUCUCCCAGUUCUUCUGCUACAUGAUUCGUAUGCUAUCCGAAAGAUGGGAGAAUGUAGUGGCCAGCGAUUGGCAAUACUAUGAAUCAUAAUUUUUAUUGUAAGUUUUUCACAAUAAAGCCCUGAGCUUUGAGAAAAAACAGCAGAAGCAAAGUUGUAGACCUAUUAUUAAACAACAACGCACAGGUUUUAUGUUAAAACUGACUGUGAAGAAGAAAAUACUCUACUGUAAAAGACUGUGGUUUUGUUUUCUUUGUUGCAGCCAGUUUUAACUAUGUCUGUCUAUCUCUUCCUUCCUCCUAUCUCAUUAUUUCCCUUCGCUAUAUGUCCAUCUACUACUCCCUUCUCUCUCCACUUUAUCACACUUAUCCCACUUACUGGUGGUUCUUACCACCACAGUACUUCUUUCCAGCUCCUAACUAAUUUGCAUAUCAAAUUUUAAUGAAAUAAUUCCAGGGGCUUAGGAUGAGCUUUUUACGCACAACUUUGCUCACAUAUGCACGUGUAAAAUAUAUUUCACUUGUAUCUGUACACUUAUUUCAAAUGUACCUCUGACGAACCUUGCCCUACAAUUUCAUUUUCUUGCGGCUCAAUGUUUAUGAUGGUGUAUCUCCUGAAUUAAGGGUCAUGCAAUGAUAUAUUUGUGUACAUACAUUCUGCAACAUAAUUAAAAUGUAAUGUAUGAAAGAUUAGUUUUUCACACAGUUCGGUAUUUGAUAUCAUAUCUCCUGAACUGUGUUGUACAAUGAUAUAUUUUUGAUGGCAUAUUCAGUGGCAUAUGUGGAUAUUGGCUACAUAAAUUGUUGUGAAUAGAGUUAGCAGCAACAAAGUAAUAAAUUUAAAUGUCUUGUAUGAUGAGCAGUUUUUCAUGCAUCUCAUUGUUGAUGUCAUAAUAUCUCCUGAACUGUGAGUCGUACAAUGAUAUAAUUUUGGUGGUACAUCCCAUGGUAUAUAUGAAUACUGUCUGCAAAAUGUGUUGUGAAUACAGGUUGUAGUAAAUAAGUAAUAAAAUAAAAGUCGUGCUUCAUGUGGCAGUUUAUGGAA
This is a messenger RNA of Schistocerca gregaria, 2774 nucleotides long. Its product is annotated as D-threo-3-hydroxyaspartate dehydratase-like. The transcript is spliced from 7 exons. Gene Ontology annotation, molecular function: D-serine ammonia-lyase activity. Gene Ontology annotation, biological process: D-serine catabolic process. NCBI's taxonomy places the organism in Eukaryota, Metazoa, Arthropoda, Insecta, Orthoptera, Acrididae. The coding region runs from base 385 to 1554 and encodes 389 amino acids. The record is from RefSeq and is a predicted model, not a curated record.